GGGUUCCGAGCCGGAGCGGCUCUUCCCUCAUAUGGUGGUUCUUUAACAGCAGGAGAAGCAGUAUUUGAUUGCAUUUUCUUGUGAGCUGGUGACCUGCCCUGUAUGGAAUCUUCUACAUAUGGUAUAAGUGGAAAGAUGUAGCUAUUGUGGCUGCUCUGAGUUCAGAUUCCUGGGUUUGGAGGCUGCGUAAUCUACACCCUCUGUGUGAAUGACAUAUGGAGGUGGGUCAAGCAUCACCCAUGAAGCAUUCCCUACAUGGAGACCGGGAACCCUGAAAGUCAUCGCAUUUAAAUUUCCUUCCCUUGUAUCUAAGUCGCUGGUGCUUGGACUCCUGUAGGCCUGACCUUGGGUGCAUAUACAUCCACCAACGAAACACUUUGGUUUUCCUUGAUAACAAUGAGGCGUGAUAGACCACAAGAGCGGGCAGCCAGCUGGCCAGCGGAGCACAUAAAGGUGCUCCUUGCCCUGUGGACCGAGGCAGCAGUUACUCAUGAUCUUAGCUCCCAUGGGAGGAACCGUGCAGUCUAUGAUGGCAUUUCUCAGCGCCUUGCGGAAAUGGGCAUUUACCGAACCGGGGACCAGUGCCGAGAGAAAAUGAAAGGUCUGAAAGUGGCUUACCGCAAAGCUAAAGAAAAUAACUCGGUGGGACGGCCACCUAUCAAGUGUCCAUUCUAUGACGAGAUUGACCAGAUAAUGACACAAUAUAUAAACUGCAGGCCAGGCUUUCCCUCGGAGGUUGGUGAGGGGCCCAGUGUCACUGCAGACAGACAGGAAGGCCUCUCCAUCUCUGAGCCCUGGGGGACCCAGUCUGGCAUCUCUGAGCGUUGGGGAUCCCAGGCCUCUGGGCACUGGUUGUCACAGACUGCUGCUUCUGAAAGCCAAGGGACUGAUGAAUUCAGCUACGCCCAGGCAGAGUCCCAGGAUGCCUUUGGUGAGAUCCAAGUCAUCCCAGUUCAGGUGAAGGAAGAGGAAUCUGAAGACGAAAUAUCACCUGAGCUGGAUGUGGCUUCACCUAUAGUGAUGGAUACCCAACCUGCACCAAGACAUCUCAUCUCUAUGCUUGACCAACGUCCCCACCUUCGAACCCGUAAGCAAAAAGCUCAGGGGGAUGGGCAGUCAGGCUACCAAAGAGGUGCUGGCCAGAAAUGUAACCGUUCACAUCAGCUGGAGCUGCAGCGAAUGCAGAGACAGGUUGUCAGCCAAGCAGAAGAGAAACAAAGUUUAGCUGACUUCAUCCAACAUGACAAGGAGAUGCGCCGUGAAGAUAGGGAGUUCCAGGCCCAGCUUUUUGAGAAGUUGUUUCAGAAACAAACUGAGCUUGUCCAGGUGCUGACUCAGCGACCACCUGCCAGUCCUACCUCCACAGCCUGUACCAAUGCUCUGCAGACCUUGCAGGUGCCCACAAAGAAUGGAGCAGGUACAGCUGCAGGUCCUGGAUCACAGCUACAGGCUUUGCUAGAGCAGAUAAUGCAAGCUGAAGUUUCAGGGAAGGGCCUAACCAGACUCGCAGUGAAGGAAGCCCUUGGAGGAGCAGUGAAGGUGCCCCCUGAAGUGCAGUACUGGACUGCUGAAGAGAUACUGAGGUGGCUUCUGUCUCAGCAGUCUCCCGGAGACCAAUGUCAAGAGGUGCUGACAGGCCAGAGGCCACCUCUUGUUCCUGGGCAUGUGGGAGCAACCAGAAAGGGUGAGCAUCCAGAGGCACAGCUCUCUCUUUUGAAUCCAUUGUGCGAUUCCUACCAGAGUUCUGGACUGCGUGGUAAAGGCCAACUUCAUAGCAAGGCCCAACAACUCCGUAGCAGCCACUGUGCUAAAGCGCUGGAGACAGACAUAGACUUAGAGGCGCAGCGUCAGUCUUUCAGGCAGUUCCACUACCAGGAAGCCCAGGGACCCCAGGAGGUUUACAGGUGCCUGUGGCACCUAUCCCAUCAAUGGCUGAGGCCAGAGGUCCGUACCAAAGAGCAGAUCAUGGAGCUGCUGGUUGUUGAGCAGUUUUUAAGUAUCCUCCCUGAGGAGAUCCAGACCUUGGUACGUGAAUGUCAGCCAGAAAAUGGCAAGGAGGCUGUGGCCCUGGCAGAGAGGUUCCAGCUUCACUUUGAGUCCAAGAGGCAACGGGACCAGACACGGAUGACAUCUGAUGACAUCGUUGCAGAUUCCCCUCAAGAAGAAUUGGAUGAGGAUCGGAGACAGCCUUGCAUUAAAGACAGUCAAGAGAACUCUCGGAGGGCUGGCUUACUCGGUACAGAUGUGCACCUUCGGCUGAGGAAGAGACCAAAGUCAGGUCCAAGGGAACGAAUUGCUCCCAAACAGGAUGGAGAACAUGGAGAUGCAGCAGCAAAGCAAAGGAAGAUGGAUAAUAGCUUAGAGAAGCAAGAGACGACUGAGGCUGGGGAGAAGGCAAAGCAAAAACCAACCCCUGUGCCAGGAAAGCAAGCUGGGAAAACAAAAGGGCGGGGAAGAUCUGUUCCAGGGUGUGAGGUUGUUGUGGUUGGGGAGAACCAGGUUGAGGGGGAAGCCAAAAUAGAAGGCAGUGGCAGAGUUUCAGAAGCUGUGAAUGGGGUACACUCUUCCAGUACAUUGUGUGAGCAGAAAGCAUCAGCUGGCCUUGGGCCAUCUCGAUUGGUUUUUGACAAGGAUGUCAAUUUGUCCAGCCCCCAACGUGGGAAUGAUGGUCACAUGUCUCCUGAGGUAGAUGGACCUUCACUCAGUGACAGCAUUGACAUUUUACUGGAUUCUCCCUGGAGUGGAAAUGGCAGUGGUGACACAACUCACAAUGGGCCAUCUGGUUCCAGGAUGCUACCACCCUGUGCCAGCUGCACCAUGUUGAAAGCUGAGCUGGAUACUGUACGUGCGGAGCUCAGACUCACUCAAGCUUCCACCUUGUAUGGGCUGAGUGGUUCCUCUUUACAAGACUUAUCAGACGCUCUUGGCACUGUUGUGCACAUCCUCAACAACAGGAAGUCCCCAUCAGCAACAAGUGCAUCCCAGAAUGUCACAGAAAUCCCUAGUAGGCCAGUAUGGCGAGAGAGAAACCAUUUCUGAAACGUCACAUGGGCCGAAUUUACCCCAGCACCAAGAAAUUCAGCAGCAAUAUUGACACCAUUAGGAUGAGGACCUGAAUUAAAAAGGGAAAAAGUGCCCUCAGCUCUUGGUUGUCUGAGACUUAUAACUGACCUUGCUACAUUCAUUCCCCCACCCCCCACCUCCACCUCCUUCUCCUCCCUCAUAGGACAUCAUGUAAGUUCCUCAGGCUGCAGCAAGCUCCAGAGCUGAUGCUCUUUGGUUGCUGUAGUGCAGAUGUUGAUUGUCAUUACUUUGUCUUUUUAAUGUUACUCUAGGCUUUGUGUGUGUGUGUUUUUUUAUACAGUAGUAGUUGUUUCUUCCCUUUCCUGCUUGGGUCUAAAACCUCUAAAUAAAGCAACUGGGAAUGA
Elgaria multicarinata webbii is the source of this 3428-nucleotide messenger RNA. RefSeq lists its product as uncharacterized. NCBI's taxonomy places the organism in Eukaryota, Metazoa, Chordata, Lepidosauria, Squamata, Anguidae. The record is from RefSeq and is a predicted model, not a curated record. The transcript has 7 exons. Bases 397 to 3039 code for a protein of 880 amino acids.